UGUACUUAAUUUAGCUGUCUGUCAAUCAAUGAACACCACCAAGGCUCCCAGUGGUGUUUAAAAGUGAAUCCUGUUUAUUUCUAUACGAUCAAUCAUGGAUGAAGAUUCAGCAUUGGAUGACCCAAUUGCAAAUGUACCAAGCCCAUCCUACCUCUCCUCCUUGAGCCAACCGGAGAAGGAUGUCGGGAAAGAUCUGGAUCUCAGCGUCCUGACGGAAGAGACCAGUGGAAAUGCUGCUUCUAACGCCAACAUGACACAAGACAGUGGCUUCUUCGAUGCCUAUAGGCAAGAGGAGUCUGCUGAGACUGACCCUAAAAAGGUGGCCAUGCUGGGACCCUCUACCUUCUGUCCCAUGACACCCGUGACCCCAGUGGCUGAGAGUUCUGGAAUCAUCCCCAUGUUACAAUGUUUGGAGAUGCAGAUAGAUAAUUAG
Messenger RNA from Salvelinus namaycush (lake trout), 433 nucleotides. RefSeq names its product TATA box binding protein like 2 (gene tbpl2). Lineage: Eukaryota; Metazoa; Chordata; Actinopteri; Salmoniformes; Salmonidae. Bases 95 to 433 code for a protein of 112 amino acids. The record is from RefSeq and is a predicted model, not a curated record. The transcript is spliced from 3 exons.